ACCCCGACCGACCCCGGCCCGGCCCGGAUCGGGGCCAGGGCCCCGCCCCCCUCCCUCCCAAUCCUAGACCGGGACCGCCGCCGCCCCCCCCCCCCCCCCGACCCUGACCGGACCUUGACCCCCGACCCCAGACCCCUACCUGACCGGCCCCGCACCUUGACCCCAGACCCUGGGCCCCGAGCCCGGAUAAGGACCCCAACCCCGACCUGGCCCAUCCCAACAUGACGGGGCUGGAGGAGGACCAGGAGUUCGACUUCGAUUUCCUUUUCGAGUUUAACCAGAGCGACGAAGGCGCCGUCGCUGCCCCAGAGCACUACAGUUAUGCACCCCCCAGCAUCAGCACCGCUCUGCCUCCCGGCUCGGCUCACCCCUCGCUGCCGGCUCUGUGCCACGACCUGCAGAGUGCCGCCCCGGGCAUGCCGGGCGCUGCGGCCGGCCAGCCCCCGGGCUACGGGGGGGCUGUGGACAGCGGGCCCUCCGGCUACCUCCUGUCCUCCAGCCACAUCCGGCCCAACGGAGCCCCCGCCCUGGAGAGCCCCCGCAUCGAGAUCACCUCGUACAUGGGACUGCACCAUGGCAACAACCAGUUCUUCCACGAUGUGGAGGUGGGAGACGUCAUUCCCAGCUCCAAGCGGCCCCCCUCGACGGCCACCCUGAAUCUGCCCAACCUGGAGGCCUACCGGGACCCCUCGUGCCUGAGCCCGGCCAGCAGCCUGUCUUCCCGCAGCUGCAACUCUGAGGCCUCGUCCUACGAGUCCAACUUUUCGUACCCCUACGCGUCCCCGCAGACGUCCCCGUGGCAGUCGCCCUGCGUGUCCCCCAAGACCACAGACCCCGAGGAGGGCUUCCCCCGCGGCCUGGGCGCCUGCGGCCUGCUGGGGUCCCCCAGACACUCGCCCUCCACUUCGCCCCGCACGAGCGUCACGGAAGAGAGCUGGCUGGGGGCCCGCACGUCCCGGCCGUCGUCCCCCUGCAACAAGAGGAAGUACGGCCUCAACGGCCGGCAGCUCUCUUGCUCCCCGCACCACUCGCCCACGCCGUCCCCGCGCAGCUCGCCGCGGGUCAGCGUCACCGACGACACCUGGCUGGGCAACAGCACGCAGUACACCAGCUCUGCCAUCGUGGCCGCCAUCAACGCCCUGAGCACCGACAGCACCCUGGAGCUGGGCGACGGCGUCCCCGUGAAGGCGCGCAAGACCGCCCUGGACCGCUGUCCCUCGGUGGCGCUCAAGGUGGAGCCGGCCGGCGAGGACCUGGGGGCCACGCCGCCCACGUCUGAGUUCCUGCCCGAGGAGGUCCCCCCCUUCCAGCACAUCCGGAAGGGCGCCUUCUGCGACCAGUACCUGUCAGUGCCGCAGCACCCCUACCAGUGGGCCAGGCCCAGGUCCCCGACAUCCUACACCAGCCCGUCCCUCCCCGCCCUGGACUGGCAGGUGCCCUCGCGCUCGGGGCCCUACGAGCUGCGGAUCGAGGUGCAGCCCAAGCCCCACCACAGAGCCCACUACGAGACGGAGGGGAGCCGCGGGGCUGUGAAGGCGUCGGCCGGAGGACACCCCAGCGUGCAGCUACACGGCUACUUGGAGAACGAGCCGCUCACGCUACAGCUGUUCAUCGGGACCGCUGACGACCGCCUGCUGAGACCCCACGCCUUCUACCAGGUGCAUCGGAUCACGGGCAAGACCGUGUCCACCACCAGUCACGAGGCCAUCCUGUCCAACACCAAAGUCCUGGAGAUCCCGCUGCUGCCGGAGAACAACAUGAGAGCCAUCGUGGACUGCGCCGGGAUCCUGAAGCUCAGAAACUCGGACAUCGAGCUGCGCAAAGGGGAGACAGACAUCGGGAGAAAGAACACCAGGGUGAGGCUGGUCUUCCGGGUCCACAUCCCGCAGCCCAACGGCCGGACGCUGUCCCUGCAAGUGGCCUCGAACCCCAUCGAGUGCUCCCAGCGGUCGGCCCAGGAGCUGCCCCUCGUGGAGAAGCAGAGCGCGGCCAGCUGCCCCGUCCUCGGCGGGAAGAAGAUGGUCCUGUCCGGCCAUAACUUUCUGCAAGACUCCAAGGUCAUUUUCGUGGAGAAAGCACCAGAUGAUGGCUUCUCGUGUCAGAAUCACGACCUUGGGAGGCGAACAUCCUGA
Lynx canadensis (Canada lynx) is the source of this 2132-nucleotide messenger RNA. It is a transcript of the gene NFATC1, whose product is annotated as nuclear factor of activated T cells 1. Gene Ontology annotation, molecular function: DNA-binding transcription factor activity, RNA polymerase II-specific; transcription factor binding; RNA polymerase II cis-regulatory region sequence-specific DNA binding. Lineage: Eukaryota; Metazoa; Chordata; Mammalia; Carnivora; Felidae. The transcript has 7 exons. The record is from RefSeq and is a predicted model, not a curated record. Gene Ontology annotation, biological process: calcineurin-NFAT signaling cascade; regulation of transcription by RNA polymerase II; cytokine production. Gene Ontology annotation, cellular component: transcription regulator complex. The coding region runs from base 222 to 2132 and encodes 636 amino acids.